This is a messenger RNA of Columba livia (rock pigeon), 1226 nucleotides long. RefSeq names its product telomere repeat binding bouquet formation protein 2 (gene TERB2). Gene Ontology annotation, cellular component: nuclear inner membrane. The record is from RefSeq and is a predicted model, not a curated record. Lineage: Eukaryota; Metazoa; Chordata; Aves; Columbiformes; Columbidae. The coding region runs from base 207 to 878 and encodes 223 amino acids. The transcript has 7 exons. Gene Ontology annotation, biological process: homologous chromosome pairing at meiosis; meiotic attachment of telomere to nuclear envelope.
GCCCCUCAGGGUCUUCCUGUCAUUGCCCCUCAGCAUCCUCCCACCAUCACCCCUCCGUUCCUGCUGCCCCUCAGGUUCCCAUCGCUGCCCCUUGGGUUCUUCCCACUGCUGCUGCCACUCAGGGUCCUCCCGCCAUCGCCCCUCAGGGUCCUCCCGCCAUCGCCCCUCAGGUUCCCGCCAUUGUCCCUCAGCGUCCUCCCGCCACCAUGUUCCAGGGCCACCGCGCCUGGUUCUCUCAGAGCGUCAGCCCCGGCCCGCGGCAGCUCUGGGUGGCCGGCGGUGGGACGCUCGCCCACCAGCGCCACGCCGAGUUCCUCUUCAGCAGCGACGCCGCCCACCCGGACACCCGCAGGAUACACGAGAGCCUGGAUUACCUGGAGGGCAGAGCCACGGUGUUCCACUCGCGGUACCUCUGCGCCUGGGCCAGCACCGGGGCCACGCCGUCCGUGGCUCUGGGACACUUCGUCCUGCCGCCCGCCGCCGUGCAAGAAGAAAUCAGAAGGAAAAUCGGCAGUUUUAUUUGGGAGCAGGCAGACGAUUCACUCGCGGAACAACAUGAAGAAAAUCUGACAGAAGAGCCGGAGCGGGCGAGACAAGGCUGUGAGGAAGCGGAGGAGCACGUGCUAGACCUGGACGAAAGCAGCGAAGAAGAAACGGGCUCCAGAGAUCCUGCCCAGGGGGAAUUCCCCUACCGCACCCUCCACGAAUACCCGGUGAAUAACAUGGUGACAGGCUACACCUCCGCUCGUGACAUGAAGAAAUACGUCGGGGAGCUCCGCGAUUUCACCCCCGGCACCUCGGGCUACACGGCGUAUUGGAUUCAGAACGAAAUUAAUAUUUACUCUGAGGUGAAGAGUAAAAUGAAAAGAAAAUUGUAAGGAACAGGUGGCUGUUUGCAUCCGAAAAGCUGAAUUUGGGAUUUCAAUCCCGUGGUUGGACGCCAGGAUGCCGCCUUGCUCGCUCUUUUCUGCAGAUUGAGGGUUAUUUUAACUGUCGUCAUUUUCCCUGUGUUUUAGUUAAAUUGUGAAGAUUGGUGGUAUCAAGCCACAAAUUCUGAGUUAAAUCUCUGCAGUACGCGGGUAAUUUAGAAAUUAUCCCUGCUUGGCGUAUCCCGACCACAGCUCAGUGUGGUUGGUGUGUGCGUUGAUACCCAACUGUAUUUACUGUAACUGUUUCCUUGCCUAGCAGCGAUUUAAAACAAAUUUCACAGCAAACUUAAAUACAGA